Molecule: messenger RNA, 2448 nt
Organism: Dryobates pubescens (Downy woodpecker)
Lineage: Eukaryota; Metazoa; Chordata; Aves; Piciformes; Picidae
Gene: COL13A1
Product: collagen type XIII alpha 1 chain
Exons: 39
Coding region: 5-2047 (680 amino acids)
Source: RefSeq, a predicted model, not a curated record
AGAAAUGCAUGGGACCACCAGAGAAGUGCUGACGGUACACGCUACCAUAUCCCGGCUUAUUGCGACCCCUGAACCUGUCUCCACAUGCAGACGUUCAGGAAAGGCCGUGAGGCAUGCUACAGCCAAUGGAAAUAACAAGAGGAAGUCGAGCAGACCGAGCGUUGUUAGCCAAAGUGGAGUUUGUCUUGGGCACACCCUCCCCUCACUCAGGACCUCUGGGGUUUCUGAUCUGCUGGGCCUUACAGGAAGACCAGGGCUCCCGUUUCCAAUUGCCUCUGAUUUUUGCCUUCAUUGCCAGGGAGACAAAGGUGCCAUGGGAAUCCCUGGGCGGCCGGGACUAAAAGGGCAACCUGGAGAGAAGGGUGCUCCAGGAGAAGCAGGCAUGUCUAUCAUCGGGCCCCGCGGUCCACCCGGACAGCCUGGAACAAGAGGUUUUCCUGGAUUCCCGGGCCCUAUUGGCUUGGAUGGCAAACCGGGUCACCCUGGACAGAAGGGAGACAUGGGUGCUGCAGGUCCCAGGGGACAACCUGGACCUCCAGGACAGAAAGGAGAAAAGGGUCAGUGCACAGAGUACCCGCACAGGGAAUACCUAAGUACCACCCUUGCAGCACUGCGCUCUAACCAGAUCCUUACGCUGAAGGGUGAACAAGGACAAGCAGGGAUCCAAGGGCCCCCAGGGCCCCCUGGCCCACCAGGACCUGCUGGACCUGAAGGGACUCCGGGACAGCCUGGGCCAAUUGGGCCACCUGGCAGAGUGGGGGAACCCGGGAAGCCUGGCAGAGAUGGGAAGGGCUUGCCUGGACCUCCUGGACCAAAGGGAGAUCCUGGGAUUCAGGGAUACCCUGGCAGAAAGGGGGAGAGAGGCAUGCCAGGGCUGCCAGGAAGACAUGGCACUAAGGGCGCUCCCGGGACGGCCGCGGCAGGGAUGAAGGGCGAGCCUGGGACUCCAGGAGAAAAGGGUGAGAAGGGACGAGCUGGUGACCCUGGGCUUCCUGGACUCCCUGGAAGCAAGGGAGAGAAGGGAAGUGCUGAGAAUGCCCUAGUGGGAAUUAAAGGAGAACCUGGCCCUCCAGGUCUGCCUGGGCCCCCCGGACCAAAGGGAGAAGCUGGUGACGUUGGCCGGCCUGGCGCUGAAGGGCCACGGGGGGAAAAGGGAGAACCUGGCUCACCAGGAGACCAAGGACCCAUGGGCCCAAGGGGCCCCAAAGGAGAGCCUGGGAAGGAUGAAAUGAUGGACUAUGAUGGCAACAUCAGUGAAGCUCUCCAGGAAAUAAGAACUUUGGCCUUGAUGGGACCCCCAGGACUUCCGGGUGUGGCUGGACCUCCAGGGCCACCAGGACAGAAGGGUGAAAUUGGCUUGCCAGGUCCUCCAGGCCAUGAUGGAGAAAAGGGUCCACGUGGCAAGCCUGGAGAAAUGGGCCCCCCUGGCCCUCAUGGACUGCCAGGAAAGGAUGGACCACCUGGAAUAAAGGGAGAACCAGGCCAGACUGGGGUCACAGGAGAGAAGGGUGACAAAGGAGAGCCAGGACAAGCCGGCUCACCGGGAGAGAAGGGUGAGCGUGGAGACAAAGGAAGCCCAGGAGAAUCGAUAUCUGGCCCCCCUGGACCCCAAGGCCCACCAGGACCCCCAGGUCUUCAGGGCCUACCAGGACCCAAGGGGGAAGCAGGGAUUGAUGGAGUGAAAGGAGAGAAGGGUGCCCAGGGUGAAAAAGGAGACAGAGGGCCACUAGGAUUACCCGGUGCUUCAGGUUUAGACGGCAGGCCUGGACCACCGGGUACUCCAGGACCAAUUGGGGUUUCAGGACCAGCAGGACCAAAAGGAGAAAGGGGUAGUAAAGGAGAUCCUGGAGUUGUAGGACCAAUGGGGCCAGCAGGGCUUCCUGGUUUACAAGGUCUACCUGGUGACAAAGGAAUCCGGGGGGAGAGGGGCAAGAAAGGCUCUAGAGGGUCUAAAGGGGAUAAGGGAGACCAAGGAGCGCCUGGAUUAGAUGCACCCUGUCCGUUGGGGGAAGAUGGCCUUCCAGUUCAAGGCUGCUGGAAUAAGUGAUGAUUCUAACCCUGGACUGGCCUCUGUGUGUUACUGUACAUAGAAUAUUUAUUUUUAUACAAUGUUCUUUGAAAUGCCCAAAGUUAUGCAUUUCUACAAAUUAUCAAAAAGCUGCAUAUGGUGUUUUUUUGUACAGAAAAUACUAGAUGUCCCUUCUUCCCUAUUUGUCAGUUCUCAGUAUAAUUCUGUGUCUGCAUUAUGCUUACCUUGUCGUGGAGUACAGCUGUAAUAUUGACAUGAUAUUUGUGCACACAUGAUGGAUACAGGAACUUAAUAAAUUAUUGCAUUGCAAGUGCCCAGAGGAACUGCCCUGUAUAGAUUCAAAGGUCAUUUUCAUUUUCAGAGCUGGAAUCGUUCACCAAUAUUUCAAAUCAUUCUGUAUGGUUUAUUAAAGUGAAAGA